UGUUGAAAAGGUUUUGACAUUCUACGACCCUGCUUUCGAAAAUCUUGAUACUUGAUAAUUUUUGUUUUUGUAAUUUUUUUCUCGUUAGCUUGCUUACGUCUUUCACGUUAAUCUUAUUCUUACGGAUACCGUACCUACAUGCUUAUGCAUAAAAAAACUGGUGCUGUUGGAAUCGGAAAAGGACUUUUCUACACAUUUCAUGGAGUUACCAGAGGAGCUAACUGCAGCUGAAAACGAGCUGAAGCAGAUUUAUGCGGAAUACCACACUUUGAAAAAUGAGGAGCAAAAGAAGAAGGAAGCAGCGGAAGCGGCCGCGUCUAAGAAGCGUGUGAGCGAUGUGGUCGCCGAGGAUUCCAGUACUGUUUUGAAAAAACUGAAAAGCUCUGGGCUGUUGGAAAAGCUUCACUCCGAGAGCUCGGCGCCGAAGACGCAGUUCAAACGCGCGGGUAACCUGGAACGGCGUUUACAAAAUCAGAAAACUACUGUUCCACAAACGCUUUCCGAUUCUUCCCAUGUUUCCGGCGACGCUGGUGAUAUUUCCACUAAUUUCGACAGUCGACACGGAAUACCACCUGAAUCGAAUUCGAGACCACCCCUCUCCGGAUUUUCUGCGCGCAUUCCCAAGAAAGAAUCCUUCAGUCCACCCAAACCGCGAAGUUUCUAUGAUUCUUCCUUUUCUUCCAGUUCGAACUCUUCCGUCGAUAAAGCGGCGAGUGAUCGUUCGGAACCGAAUCGGGAAAGAGCUCGCGAAAUGCCUCGGGACGGAAACGGUUAUCGUCCGCGCGGAUGGAAUAAUAAUGGUGGGGGAGGAUUUCGACAGAAGAUGGUUUACGUCGAAGCGGAUAGGGUGGAUGAAGGUUUCAUGCGGCCUUUGUUCGAAAAAUUCGGUCCAUUAAUGAGAGUAACAUCUGUACCACAAGCAAGACAAGCUUUUGUGUUAUUCAAAGUAUGGGAGGAUUCACAGAGAGCAAUACAGGAAAUGAAUAACAAAGUUGUGGACGGUGUGACACUACACGUUACUCUGGCGCCGGAUCGCCGACGACCCGACCAUACUUCUCCUGGAAUUCCGCGACGCACAUUUUCUGAAGCCGGUUCGGCUUCCGAAGCAAAACCCGAUCACAGGGAAUUGGUUACAUACGAAGAAGGAGAAAUUGUUUGAUGCCGUUGUGCUUUGAAGGACAUCGCAAAGAGUUAAACUGUCGUGAUACACUUCAAUGUGAGCCUUAUGACGAAUUUUGUGUUGGGUUGGUGAAUCUCGUCUACGUCUCUGUUGUGCUAAGUAUUACAUUGUUUUGCAGUUACUCAUACUCUAAAUUUCGCAUUUGUAAAUGCUGAGCCUAUAUCGUUGUUCCGGUUUUGUUUUAUUGCUGAUAUUAAAUAAACGAUAAGAAGCGUACUAAGUGCUUAAUCAUGCUGCAUAUCCAAGUGGCUUGCUCCCAUGAAAAGUCUGGAUAAGAUUGCUUGUGGAUAGUUUUUCGACACUGGUGAUAUCAGUUCUCAGAAACCGAUAAAACGAAACAAUGUUCCUGUUGGAUUUCGAUUCAAUAGCAGAAAUAUAGUGAAAUCAGAAGC
This is a messenger RNA of Paramacrobiotus metropolitanus, 1572 nucleotides long. RefSeq lists its product as uncharacterized. The coding region runs from base 200 to 1159 and encodes 319 amino acids. Gene Ontology annotation, molecular function: RNA binding. The record is from RefSeq and is a predicted model, not a curated record. Lineage: Eukaryota; Metazoa; Tardigrada; Eutardigrada; Parachela; Macrobiotidae. The transcript has 7 exons. Gene Ontology annotation, biological process: negative regulation of transcription elongation by RNA polymerase II. Gene Ontology annotation, cellular component: NELF complex.